GUCAGCUUGGGCUUCAUUUGGACAUUUGUAUCCCCAUUUCAUCAAAUCUUCCACCAAAGACUAUAGACCCAUCCAAUACUUAAUCUUAGCGGCCUGAGUUUAUUUCGAAGUUUGAAUCAUCAUGGGUUUUACAUCAGAAUCACCUCAUAGCUGUGAGCAUUGCCAACAGAUCACCAUUGAUCUUGGGCUUGACGAGACCACCAUACAAUUCAGAUGUGGGACCAAGCAAGUUGCUGCGGCUUAUCAAGAUGGAUGCCAGCUUUUUCAUGCUUUUAUCGCUAGCCUGGGGAAGAUGAUUCGUGUAGAGGAUUUACAAACCACCAACCGGAACCUGAGUUUUCAUAUUUAUUAUGAGAAGGAGGGUUUGCCUCAAGUGCCAGCAUACCUUAUUCUUGGUGUGAGUGAAACAUUGGAAGAUGGAACAGUAGAAGAAUUCUUGGGUCUUGGAGGAUUGCAACGUCUUUCGCUUUGGACAGAUAAAAGCAACCCCGCCGCAGUCGAUAUUUCUACUAGGCCUUACGAGUUAGAUCCUGCUUCUCCUACAUCUAUAGAGUUCGCUCGUUGCUGUAUAGAGUCCUGUAUGAACGACCACGAACAAUGCAGACGACCAGUAAACAAUAUAAUGUCUCGUCAAGGGCAAGCAUCGAUCGAUUCCAACUCUAUUCCUUCUCGCCUUUUGCAUCUAGUAGCAAAUGACUCGGAGUUUCACGUUCAACUUAUUGAUUGGAACUCACGGUCCGCUAUUGAAAAGGAGACGGUAUGUCUUGAAGGUUAUGCAAUCCUAUCAUAUUGCUGGGGUGGAUCACAGCCGAUACAGUUAACUCGUGAUAAUUUCAAGGCUCUGAAAGAAGGUGUCCCAGUGGCACAGCUGCCAAAAAGUCUCCGUGAUGCAGCAUGGUUUACGAACAAAAUAGGAUUAAAAUACUUAUGGAUUGACUCUCUCUGCAUCAUCCAAGAUGAUAGUGAAGACAAGGUCUAUGAAAUAUCUCGUAUGGAGCUUUAUUAUGGCCAAAGUACGGUUACUAUCUGCGCUGCAUCUGCAGCUAGUUGUUCAGAAGGAUUCAUCAUGCCCCGCGAGGAAGAUACCGAGAACUACAAAUUUGGCCCAAUAAAUCUGCGAGCGAAAAACUCGCUGGGUACGCUGGGAUCCGUCCAGGCCGUAGCCGAGUUCAGCUUUCCUAGCGACGAAAAGGUUCCCGAGCCUAUCGUACUACGAGGAUGGACUCUCCAAGAGAGCAUGCUAUCGAGCCGCAUUCUAAUAUUCUCCUCUCAUUACUUACAUUUCACUUGCACCGUAGCAAAUUCUAGCUGCGGCGGUUUUGAGCCCAUGUUGAGGCCUCGCUUUAUGACACAAUACGAAUCUCAGAUCCCUAAAGUGCAUACUAUAUCUGGAUUUCGAGACUAUCCGGUUACGCAUGUGUGGAGAUACCUCAUCGACGAUUACACGGAGAGAGGUUUGGGAUUUUUGGCAGAUAAACUGCCAGCAGUUUCUGCUCUAGCAUCCAGCCUCAUUCCCAUGGGAAAGGAACGCAAUCAGAAGCUAGUAUAUCUUGCGGGUCUCAUGGUAGAUAUUUCAGACCCGGAGAAUUACUCUUGGCGAAAUGAGUUUCUAUGGAGGGUACAUAAAAUGCACAGUACAAGUCACAUUCCUACUGGAUCGCCAUCGUGGAGCUGGUCUUCACUUAGCGGUCGUGUCAUAAUGUGUAAGCGAUUUCCAUAUACCUUCGGCUGGAACAUCGCCGAAGAGGGAGAUACUAGAAAGAUUUGCGAAUACAAGGUUGAGCUCGAGAAUGAAAUGGCACCAUUCGGCGCUGUUAAAGGGGGAUUUGUCAAGUUACGUGCGCGAAUUAAAGAGCUGAGCACAAUUGAAGGACACAACUUCAAUAUUGCAACCGAGAGCAACCCCGGUUCCAUGUUUGCGAUUACCGACUAUGUCACGCUCACAGUUAUUCCCGACACAGGAGAGGGGAUGUGCACGAUCAAUAGAGGCAUCAACGGGGAACAACGAGUCUUUCUUGUUGAACUCGUACCAUUCUAUGAGUCAGGUGAUACCCCUACCGGUCUCAUUGUGACCAACGCAGCUGGUACGGAUCGUUAUGUUCGUGUAGGCAUAUUUGAAUAUCGGCAUCCAGAGAAUAAUCAAAAUGUAGAGGACCUCGCUUUAAGGAAGGAUUUAUUUGACGGUUCAAAGUUCGAGUAUGUGCAAAUAAUUUAGCCUAGGCGGGGCAACAAGGUUGUGGUGGGUCAAUUUUAAACUCCACAAAGAGAUGUAGCGAGCUAACACCGCGCGUCCAAGUUCUUCAAGUGCGAUCACAUCAAUCUAGCUAGGUGAUAGCAGAAGGGUGAUACGACAUCGUUCUCGAUAGAUAUUUUUAUUGAAAUAACAGAACUAAAACAUGAUAUUUAGGUAGGUAUAAAAUCAUGAGUAUGAACACAAGCCAAUUUGGGCAUCGAAACAUACCUAAUUCAUGGUCGCACAAAGUUUCAGUCUUUCCUAAUUAGGGACCUCCCUCAAAGUUGAUUGGCUUAUUCCUGGCGACGGACGUCCGUCGCGAACUAUAAUAAAC
Messenger RNA from Annulohypoxylon maeteangense, 2567 nucleotides. Its product is annotated as HET-domain-containing protein. The record is from RefSeq and is a predicted model, not a curated record. NCBI's taxonomy places the organism in Eukaryota, Fungi, Ascomycota, Sordariomycetes, Xylariales, Hypoxylaceae. The transcript has 2 exons. The coding region runs from base 122 to 2215 and encodes 697 amino acids.